AUUUCAAAAUGGAAGAAGUAUAUAUUAUCUACUUUCUAUUUAUAAAUAUAAUUUGUUGAAAAAAUAAAUCCAAAGUUUAUCCUAUAUAUGAAAUUAUCCAAAACAGCCAAUAUGAAAUGAAGGAAAUAUACCUACCUAGAGUAGCCAACUGGCAAGUUGUUGAAAAAUCUGGAAGUUCAUUCAUCGAAAUUCUAAAUUAAACACCCCUGAAUGAUUUUUCGACUCUUGAGGCAGUUGCAACAGCAACUGAUAAAACUAAACAAAACUUCCACUCUUCCAACAAUAUAAUAAUAAAUCCCCAAAAAUCAAAAUAAAAAAAAUUAUACCUACAGUAAUCAAGUAGGUACAUUAAAAAAUUCAACCCAAAAUAAAAAAUUCCACCCCUUAACUCAUCCCAUCCCCUAUAAAUCCCCCCUAACAUGGUGCUUCACCAAUCAACCCCCACCACUUUUUUUCACUACAUAUUAACCAAACUACACAGGAACAACAACAACAAAAACAAAAAACAACUAUAUACCCAACAAAAAUUAUAAUGGAUUCAAAGAAAUCCAACAAAAUUAGAGAUAUAGUUAGGCUUCAACAAAUCUUGAAAAAAUGGAGAAAAGUUGCAAAUGCUUCAAAAAACAACAGCAUUAGUUCUACUUCUACUACAACUUCAGCCGCCGCAAGCACCACCAACAAUGGUGGUGGUAGUGGUGGUGGAAAUAAAGGAAUGAAGUUUCUUAAAAAGACACUUUCUUUUUCAGAUAACUCUGUUUCAUCUGUUUCAACAACAGAAUAUGUACCAAAAGGUUACUUAGCAGUUUGUGUAGGAAAAGAGCUUAAAAGAUAUGUUAUUCCAACUGAUUAUUUGGGUCAUCAAGCAUUUGGGAUUUUAUUAAGAGAAGCUGAAGAAGAAUUUGGAUUUCAUCAAGAAGGUGUUCUUAAGAUCCCAUGUGAAGUUGCUAUUUUUGAGAAGAUCUUAAAAAUGGUGCAACAUAACAAAGAAGAAUUUUAUUUUCAUGAAUUGGGUAGUUUUGAAUUUCAUGCAUCUGACAUUGAUGUCAUGAGUUCUAAUCUAAGUGGUUGUUGUUCUCCUGAUUGUGAGCAACUUCUUCAACCUUCUAUUCCUCAGUUGUGCAGAUAAAAUUAACUACUAAGUACUACAUCCCUUGCCUUUUUUUGUUGGAGGAAAAUGUAUGUUUUUGGGAGAGAAAUGGAUGAGUAUUAUACACAAAGUUUAAAGGGGAAUGUGGUAGAAUUUUUCUUACUUUUUCCUCAUUAGAACAAAUAUAUUGUUCAGUUUGUAAUGGUUGAUUAGUUUUUAAUAGAUCAGUCAUUCAUGUA
This is a messenger RNA of Beta vulgaris subsp. vulgaris (sugar beet), 1326 nucleotides long. RefSeq lists its product as hypothetical. Gene Ontology annotation, biological process: response to auxin. The transcript has a single exon. The record is from RefSeq and is a predicted model, not a curated record. Bases 533 to 1126 code for a protein of 197 amino acids. Lineage: Eukaryota; Viridiplantae; Streptophyta; Magnoliopsida; Caryophyllales; Amaranthaceae.